AUGUCCCUCUACCCCAAGUCCAAGCCUCGCCGCUCCACACCCCUCACUUCCGGUCCAUCCGGACCAUCUCAUACCGCCGGCGGUCCCUCACGGCAAGCCCAAUCCCAGGCGCCCCAGCUCAGCGAGGAUCAGAAGCAAGAGAUCAAGGAGGCGUUCGAGCUGUUCGAUACGGACAAGGAUGGAUGUAUAGACUAUCAUGAGCUUAAAGUGGCUAUGAGGGCGUUAGGGUUUGAUAUGAAGAAGGCGGAGGUGGUGAAGAUCUUGAGAGAGGGGGAGUUGGGUGGGGAGGGGUUGAUGGAUUGGAAUGGGUUCAAUCGCAUCAUGACCGAGAAGAUAUUAUCAAGAGAUCCCCUCACCGACCUCCGCCGUGCAUUCGCACUCUUUGACGACGACAAGACCGGACGGAUAAGUUUAAAGAACUUGAAGCGGGUAGCGAGGGAAUUAGGGGAGAGUCUGGGAGAGGAAGAAUUACAAGCAAUGAUAGAUGAGUUUGACCUGGAUCAGGACGGGGAGAUCAAUGAGCAGGAGUUCUUAGCGAUCAUGCUGGAUGGUGAAUGA
Molecule: messenger RNA, 558 nt
Organism: Dioszegia hungarica
Lineage: Eukaryota; Fungi; Basidiomycota; Tremellomycetes; Tremellales; Bulleribasidiaceae
Product: putative CDC31-spindle pole body component, centrin
Exons: 3
Coding region: 1-558 (185 amino acids)
Biological process (GO): spindle pole body duplication
Cellular component (GO): half bridge of spindle pole body; mitotic spindle pole body
Molecular function (GO): calcium ion binding; microtubule binding
Source: RefSeq, a predicted model, not a curated record